AUGUUUGACAUUUUUAAACGUCUACCCUUCAGUGCUGCUCAGGACCCGCCCACGUUGGAGUCCAGACUGAAGGACCUGGAGUGCCACUUCACCUGGGACCUGGAUUCCAGCCGUUCCAAACUGAUCCACAGCAGGUACAUGCUGGAAGACAUCGGCACCGAGGAGGGAAAUCUCUGGCUGGGUCAUAUUUACAACCUGCAGGGUUUCAUCUGGUAUCAGCUCGGUGAUAAAGAAAAGGCCCGGCGUUUCCUCAGAAAGGCCACCGAGGCCUUCCGACAGCUGAAGAACACGGAUGAAGGUCCCUGGUUGGUAGUGAACUUUGGGAAUCUGGCCUGGCUGCACCACCUUCUGGGAGAAGACGAACAGAGUCAGGAUUACCUGUCAAAGGUUGACGCUCUGCUGAGGGAACACCCGUCUCCAUCCCAGGACGAGCUCCACCCAGAGAUCUGUGCAGAGAAGGCCUGGACCCUGAUGAAGUUUGACAAAGACAAGCAGCAGCAGGCUGCAGAUUACUUCCAGAGGGCAGUGGAGAUGCAGCUGGACAUGGUGCACUGGAGGACCAGCCGUGUGAUUGGGAGGGUGAUCGCUCACAAGCACGACACUGACAUGGAUCAGGACAUCUGGAAGGAGAUGAGGGAGGCCAGGGAGCUGGAUCCAGAUAACACGAACCUCGCUGCCCUGGAGCUGCUCAUAAGAGCCAAGAGAGGAGACCAAGUCAAGGAGGAAGUUCGUGAGCUGGAGGAAAAGAUUUUACUGAAUCCUGUCAGCAGUUACAGCGGCAUCAAUCUCCUGCUUAAGGUGUACAGACAGCUGGGCGACAACGACCAGGCCAUCGAUUUGGCAGAGAGGGUCCUGAAGAAUCAUCCUGAUAAUCGAUACCUGAAAGUGUGCGCCGCACACUGCUACAGAUGGAGAAUCUUUUCUUUCAGACACAAUCGUCCAAACCCAUCUAGAAGCAUGGUGGAACGAGCCAUCAGCCUGCAUGAGCAGGCGAUCGCUCUUUACCCCGAUCGCUGUCCCCUCAGGAAGAAGCUCGACCUUGCAGACAUAUGUGCAAAAACAGGCAGGGAUCCACCGAGAGCAGAUCAGAUUUACCAGGAGCUGCUAACUCUGGACCUGGAACCUGCAGACAAGCAGCAGCUUUACAACCGCUACGCCAAUUACUUACACUUCAACCGGCGGGAGCCGAACAAGUCCAUCACCUACCACAUGAAGACAGCAGAGAUCCCUCUUAAGUCCUACUUCCGUUGGAAAAGCAUCAGAGAGCUGAAGAGGAUCGGCGAGCGAGGCAACAACUGGAGGUGUGGAGAAAUACGGAAGUUCCUGGAAACACUGCAGGAGGAGCAGCCUGAGUCUGCUGUAGCACCAGGACCAGCCAAGGGCCGGCUUUCUCCUUUCGUGACCGAAGGAGCGUCCGUUUUGCAGCGCUGCACGAGUGACCCCGAGGUUCCGAGCUCAGAAAGCCGAACCGGGGACCCUGCAUUGCCUCGACGUGAACGUCUUCGGACCGACCCGAAGCUGAAAGAAGCCAAGCUGCUUUGCCCAGCUGCUGUCCCCUCAUCCAGCUACUGUCGCCUCAUCCGCCGCACAGAUAACAGGAGGGAGUGA
Molecule: messenger RNA, 1608 nt
Organism: Cololabis saira (Pacific saury)
Lineage: Eukaryota; Metazoa; Chordata; Actinopteri; Beloniformes; Belonidae
Product: interferon-induced protein with tetratricopeptide repeats 5-like
Exons: 2
Coding region: 1-1608 (535 amino acids)
Biological process (GO): defense response to virus
Cellular component (GO): cytosol
Molecular function (GO): protein binding
Source: RefSeq, a predicted model, not a curated record